AUGGCGCUCGAGGCGAAGGAGAUCGAGUUAAAGGCAAAGGCCCUUACAAAGGCUGCGACUCAAAACGAACCCGCCGCCAACAUAGUGUCGCUAUUGAAGGAGUUACAGCAAGGUGUUAAGGCUUCGGAAGAUCUGCUGCGGUCCACUCGCGUUGGCAUCAUAGUCAACAAGUUCAAGCAACACAAGGCACCGGAAGUCGCACGCUUAUCGAGUGAAAUCGUCUCCAAAUGGCGUAACGAGGUCAACAAGCAAAAGGUGGGCGGGUCAGCGGCCGGAAGUCAACGAUCAAGCGCAUCGCCACGCCCACCGCAGAACGGAACCGCUUCGCCUGCCAGCGCGACCCCAUCCGACAAGGCCUCAAAGCUCUCAGUGCCCCCAGACAAGCGGACAUGGAAGGCGGACGGUGUUGAUACCAACCAGACGGGCAACCGAGCGCGCGACAACUGCAUUGGGCUUAUGUAUGAUGGUCUAUGUCUACACUCGACGGAAUCUCCCAAGGCUGUGCUCGCAAAAGCCGCCGCGGUAGAGGCAGCAGCGUACGACGCUUUCGGACCCGAAACAAAAGAGCCCUACCGUACCAAGAUUCGCAGCUUAUUCCAGAAUCUCAAAAACAAGUCCAACCCAAAUCUCCGAGUUCGUGUUUUGAGCAACGAAGUCAGCCCCGAGCGCUUUGUGAAGAUGUCACACGAGGAGCUCCGAUCCGACGAACAGCGAGAGAAGGACGCAAAAAUUCAAAAAGAGAACAUGGAUAAGGCAAUGGUUGCUCAAGCAGAACGCAGUAUCAGUCGAAGCUUGCAAUGCGGCAAGUGCGGACAGCGCAAGGUCACCUACACAGAGGCCCAGACCCGCAGUGCGGACGAACCGAUGACAUUGUUCUGCACAUGCAUGAAUUGCGGAAAGUCAUGGCGCCAGUAG
Messenger RNA from Aspergillus mulundensis, 915 nucleotides. RefSeq names its product transcription elongation factor DST1. Gene Ontology annotation, biological process: transcription elongation by RNA polymerase I; DNA-templated transcription; regulation of mRNA 3'-end processing. The record is from RefSeq and is a predicted model, not a curated record. The transcript has a single exon. NCBI's taxonomy places the organism in Eukaryota, Fungi, Ascomycota, Eurotiomycetes, Eurotiales, Aspergillaceae. Gene Ontology annotation, molecular function: RNA polymerase II transcription regulatory region sequence-specific DNA binding; zinc ion binding. Bases 1 to 915 code for a protein of 304 amino acids. Gene Ontology annotation, cellular component: nucleus.